This is a messenger RNA of Selaginella moellendorffii, 1152 nucleotides long. RefSeq names its product pentatricopeptide repeat-containing protein At2g35030, mitochondrial-like. Bases 1 to 1152 code for a protein of 383 amino acids. Gene Ontology annotation, molecular function: protein binding. The transcript has 4 exons. NCBI's taxonomy places the organism in Eukaryota, Viridiplantae, Streptophyta, Lycopodiopsida, Selaginellales, Selaginellaceae. The record is from RefSeq and is a predicted model, not a curated record.
AUGGACGCUGUCCAACCAGCCUCCAAUGCAGUUCGAGACGAUCAGGGAGACAGGGGCGAGGAUUCCUCGCACAGGAAACUAGGCAGGGAGAAUGUGUAUAGAGCCAGCAGAGAUGUUUUUCCGGCUGAGCUCCUCCGAAAAUGCCGAGAUCCCGUCCAAGCCCAGGCUCUCCACGCCCAGAUCGCCAGCUCCAGCCAUGGAGCCGAGGCGUUCUUCAACAAUCUUGUCAUUCACAUGUAUGCCCGGUGUGGCAAACUCGGCGAGGCUCGCUGUGUCUUCGACUCGAUGGUCAAGAGAAACAUCUUCUCCUGGAACAUCAUCGUCUCAGCGCACACGCAGACAACUGGGUUUCUCUCCACAGCUGCAAUCUUUUACGAUCGGAUGCCUCGUUGGGAUCCGGUGGCCGCGACCGCGAUGAUCGCCGCAUUUGCCAGUGCAGGGCAAUUGCGUUCUGCAAGAGAGAUCUUCGACUGGCUGCCCAGUCGAAGCACUAUAUCCGAGACUGCGAUCAUGGGCGCAUACGCUAAAGCCGGUUUCGUUCAGGAGGCGAAGAAAGUAUUCGACACCAUCUCUCGCAAAGACGAAGUCUGCUGGAACGCCAUUGCAACAGCAUAUGCCUCAAACCGGCAUUUACACAGAGCUCGUGGUAUCUUCGAAAAGAUUCCCCAAAGAAGCAGCGUUUGCUGGAACGCGCUCUUCUCAGCGCUGGCGCAAAACGGGCAUCUUGCGGAAUCAAGACAAGUUUUUGAUGAGAUGCCCGAGCACGACGAAUAUUCGUGGACCGGCCUCGUCACAGCAUAUGCCCGUAACGGGCAUCUCGGAGAUGCGCAGAGAAUCUUCCGCGGCAUGCCGCGGUGGUGCCCGGUUACGUGGAACGCGAUGAUGUCCGCGUGUGCCCGGAAUGGGAAUCUCCACGAGGCCGUCCGGAUGUUCGCGCGACUCGAACACCCGACCCCCGAGGCCUGGGGAACGCUCAUCGCGGGCUACACGUCCAACGGGCGCCUCGCCGAGGCCCGGGAGCUCUUCGAUCGCAGCCCUAAUCCGGGGAUCACAGGCGGAGCGGCUGUUCGAUCGAAUGCCCAACCGCGCGUCCGCGUCUUGGAACACGCUCAUCAAUGGGUUCCUCCAAUUGGGCGAGAUUUCCCGCGCUAG